AUGGGUCGCCCGCGCAUCAGCAUCGCCGCUGUGGCGCUGUCAGCGGCCACGGGCAUGACAGUGGCCGCCGUGUCUAUGAUGGCGUACUAUCGCUUCCAGCACCCGCAAGAGUUCGCAGACGCCACCAUUCGCAUGACGCACCCGGAGCUAUCGGACGAUUUCAACCGCAAAUGGGGCCUCUUCGGCACGGGCAUCAUCGAUUCAGUGCCACAGAGCGUCAAGGACCUAUUUUACGUGCCCGACAUGGCCGAGCGCUUCGAAAAGCACAAGAAGAAGCGGGACGAGCAGAUUCGCCAGACAAUUGAAGACCUGCGUCCCAAGGGCAAGUAG
This is a messenger RNA of Phytophthora infestans T30-4, 330 nucleotides long. RefSeq lists its product as uncharacterized. The record is from RefSeq and is a predicted model, not a curated record. The coding region runs from base 1 to 330 and encodes 109 amino acids. NCBI's taxonomy places the organism in Eukaryota, Oomycota, Peronosporomycetes, Peronosporales, Peronosporaceae. The transcript has a single exon.